Molecule: messenger RNA, 813 nt
Organism: Chrysochloris asiatica (Cape golden mole)
Lineage: Eukaryota; Metazoa; Chordata; Mammalia; Afrosoricida; Chrysochloridae
Gene: RPA2
Product: replication protein A2, 32kDa
Exons: 9
Coding region: 1-813 (270 amino acids)
Biological process (GO): double-strand break repair via homologous recombination; DNA replication; nucleotide-excision repair
Cellular component (GO): nucleus; DNA replication factor A complex; site of double-strand break
Molecular function (GO): DNA binding
Source: RefSeq, a predicted model, not a curated record
AUGUGGAAUAGUGGAUUUGAAAGCUAUAACAGCUCCUCCUACGGUGGCGCGGGUGGCUACACACAGUCCCCUGGUGGCUUUGGAUCGCCCACACCAACUCAGGCGGAAAAGAAAUCAAGAGCCCGAGCUCAGCACAUUGUACCCUGUACCAUAUCCCAGCUGCUUUCUGCCACUCUGGUUGACGAAGUGUUCAAAAUUGGCAGUGUUGAGAUUUCACAGGUUACUAUUGUGGGCAUAAUCAGACAUGCAGAAAAGGCACCAACCAACAUUGUUUACAAAAUAGAUGACAUGACAGCUGCACCCAUGGAUGUUCGCCAGUGGGUUGAUACAGAUGAUGCAAGUGGUGAAAACACUGUGGUUCCUCCAGAAACAUACGUGAAAGUGGCUGGCCACCUGAGGUCUUUUCAGAACAAAAAAAGUCUAGUAGCCUUUAAAAUCAUGCCCCUGGAAGAUAUGAAUGAGUUCACGGCACAUAUUUUGGAAGUAGUCAAUGCGCACAUGAUGCUCAGCAAAUUAAACAACCAGCCCCCAGCAGGGAGAGCAUCUCUCAGCAAUCCAGGAAUGAGUGAAGCAGGGAACUUCAGUACGAAUAGCUUCAAUCCAACAAAUGGCCUUACUGUGGCCCAAAACCAGGUGCUGAAUUUGAUUAAAGCUUGCCCAAGACCUGAAGGAUUGAACUUUAAUGAUCUCAAGGCUCAACUCAACUACAUGAGUGUAUCCUCAAUCAAGCUAGCUGUGGAUUUUCUCAGCAACGAGGGACACAUCUAUUCCACUGUGGAUGAUGAGCAUUUUAAGUCCACAGAUGCAGAAUAA